CAAUUUCCGUUACCUCUCGCUUCUUCGUUCGUUACAUCAAUCCGUACCCAUUCCAAGGUUGGAAUUCAAAGUGGUCGCUCCUCUCAGCUCUUCUCGAAAUCCACUACAAAAACCCGGCCCAAUAGGGUCAGGGCGGAAAUAUUUUCUUCCUUUUGAGAGGAUUACAUGAUAUGUCAUUCUUCAGAACACAGUCUUUUUUUAUUUCAACCGAUUUUGAGGAUCGGUUCUUGACGUUUAGUCGGUAACGUGCUUCCGGCCGCUGGGGUAACAUUGAUUGCCUCCUAAUCCCGAAUAUCAUAUCCAUCGACCAUGGAUCCUACAAAUGGUGCCGAUACAGGGUCCGGAGCUGGUAGAGGGGGAAGGAACUCUUCAACGAAUCUAUUGCCACAGGCCGAGCAGAAUAAGAAUGGUGGUCUUAUGGGUCCUCCGCCGCCCAAGGUGCACAAAGAGAGCAUUAAAGCGCCAUCCCAAAGCUCCGUCUCUGCUCCCCAACGUUCAAGCAACACGGGCAUCGAUUCGGCUGCCCCGACACCAAAGCAAUCCCGAGAGUCUUCUCCAUCUCGUCAUGCCAAUGCGCAAAGAUUUCCGCCGGAUAUUCGUUCACGGAGAAACAGCCAAGAGCUUAGCCCCAAUCGAACGCCUGAGGGCGCAAGUUCCAUGAGUGCAGGAAUGCCCUCUGCGGCAGCAGUACAGAGAGCUCUUUCGGUUUCAGGGAUACCUACGCUGCAGCCUUCUGGGUAUUCUGAGUCUUCGAGGAAUGGUCGCGCGCAGAAGUCAGGCGGCUCUUCCGCUGAAGGUACUCCGCGGUGGCCUCUGUCUCCUCGAAUCACCUCCCCUCCACCCGUAUCCACACGAACGUCUCUUCAGCAGACGAGGAGGCCUGAGCCUACUCAGAAUGGUCCAAGCAUCGCUGUGCAACGGCCAACACCGCCCUCAAAUCCCCAACAAUUUCCCGGGAAGAUGGAUGUUCCAGAACCAGACUCCGAUACGCUGCUGACGAAUUCUUCGUCCACACCAACGCCUGGUACUAGAACACCACGAACCUUGAGUGGCGCAGGGACGAGUUUAGCUACCGUCGAAGAACGCAGCCCGCCAACUUCAUCAGGUGACAAAGAGACAGGAAGUAGGAGCACAGAGUCUGGCUGGCCGGCGAAGAUAGAGGAGCAUCCGUUGGAAGAUGCUUCCAAUAAAAGCAUGAGGGAAAGUGAAAGCGAAAGCGGCGAAAACAAGAGCGAUGAUAAACGAGGGAGAAAAUCGCGGAUAUCCCCAAGUUCCACACGCCCGAACACCGUACCGCCCCGGAAGUCCUACUCGACCCUAAAUCCAGUAAGGGGCAAGGGACUCGCGGAGGGAGCCGCGAAAAACAUGACGGUCGAGACGGAAACCGUCAGCUCCAUCCCACAAGUGGCGCUGGGUGGUGGUGCUGGAGACCGCGGCUUGGCUAGCCAUGCAGGUUCAAGCUUGAGGCUCAAGCCUAGUAAUGAGACCAUUCGACCAAAGAAGGAAAAGAAGAAGACUGUUCGCAAAACUCCGUCGAUAAACACAGGGACAGUCUCUUCGAAGGCAGACAUUUUCGAGGCUAAGGUUGCCAGUGCCGUGGACGAGGCCGAUUCUUCUGAUUCAGAAGAGACUUUUGUGUACGAAUCUAAUCCUCCUGACCAGCAACCAAGGCCGCGAUACCACUCACGCACACCGAGCGCGACUUCAGUACAGAGCCAACUAGAUUUACGUUCUGGCAAGCGUUCGUUUCAAAGCCUUGGUGAUGGGGGGCACAGCGUUGUUGGCAAGAAGAGCAUGAAAUUUGCGAAUAACACUUUUAGCGGGAUCAACGAGAACGAAGACGUACCCACCAGUGCAGAGCCAGCUGGCCGAGGAGCAGCUACAGUACGUGCACGAGGAAAUGAUGGGGUUUCGCUCCAUCGCCAUCACCAUCACAUCGGACGGUUUGGUCGCGGCGGUGGCGGCCACACGUCUCUGUUCGACAACGAGUCCCCCUUCCCGCCCGUUCAAAAGCCCCUUCGGACCACUGCAAGCGGCGCUUUUCGUCAAUCGCCACGGCCAUCAAGCCCUCGUACCACACAUAGAGGACAGGGCUUUGGUAGUAGAAAAGGGCUGAACUCUCCGGUAUUUGACAUAGAUGGAGAAGGCGCGGAUGAUGAACGGCUACCAUUGAUGGGGACUACUCGUGUCAAGCGCUCGCGUCACCCACGCGCACGGCCAGCCAACUCUAGUCUGAGGCAAAUGGAACAAUAUCAGCGAUCGCAGCGUGGUUGGAUGACACGGUUUGCAGGUUGCAUCGUUCUGAGCGUAAUGGUAAUCUUGGUGAUAUCUGGCGCAGUUGGAUUCCUGUUUGCUACUACAAAGCCAUUGUUAAAUGUGGAGGUUCGGGAGAUUCAGAAUGUCCUUGCCAGCGAGGAAGAGCUCAUGCUGGACCUCCUUGUGCAAGCAAGCAACCCCAACGUCAUUGCUGUUACAGUGGCCGAUAUGGACGUCAAUGUCUUCGCCAAAAGUAGACAUGUCAAUCCCAGUCACGAUUGGGACCGAGAUCCUUGGCAAGGGACAUUACGUGAUUCUCGACGCCGGAGAAGACGCACUCCUCCUAGAUUGCCUGGGGCACCACUCUCUUCGCAUCACCGCCACUCAGAUAAUAGCCCCGAUUUCCUUCAGCGAGAGGCUCACGACAACGACAACGAAUGGUUGUCCAUUAUGGACUCGGUAGACGAUGGCACCGACCCGAUUCCAGACGAAGGAGACCCGCAGACGAUGCUUCUUGGCCGUAUUUUUGAGUUUGACUCGGCCCUUGUUUUCGAUGCAUCGCCAUUCAAAAGGCAUCUCUCCAGUUCCGUUGGCGAAGUUCGGCUUGCACAUCCGGGCAACAAAACUGAGGCUGGCGGCACCGAAAGGUGGGAAAGGGUUAUUGAGUAUCCCUUUGAGCUCAUCGUCCGAGGCGUAUUGAAAUACCAAUUGCCUCUGGGCUCACAUAUGCGAACUACUCCGAUUCGAUCCAGCGUCAUCGUUCAGCCGGAAAAGAGUGGCGUCGGCAGCUCGUGGCCUGAUCAUCUAAGCUGAAGGCUUAACGUCUGGAACCUGAUGGCUUGUUGAAACGAAUUCAGAUCCCGCCUAGGUUAUGUGCCGUGCCUUCUUGGGAAGGCGAUCCGUUCAAACUAGGAUCAAGGGACUAGGAAACAUCAAAGGAAGAGAACAAUCUGUGGUUUAUUUGGUCAUAUUAUCGAUCUCAUA
Xylona heveae TC161 is the source of this 3240-nucleotide messenger RNA. RefSeq lists its product as hypothetical. The transcript is spliced from 2 exons. The record is from RefSeq and is a predicted model, not a curated record. Gene Ontology annotation, biological process: positive regulation of phosphatidylinositol biosynthetic process; protein localization to vacuolar membrane; vacuole inheritance. Gene Ontology annotation, cellular component: fungal-type vacuole membrane; PAS complex. Bases 310 to 3069 code for a protein of 919 amino acids. Lineage: Eukaryota; Fungi; Ascomycota; Xylonomycetes; Xylonales; Xylonaceae.